Rhizophagus irregularis DAOM 181602=DAOM 197198 is the source of this 1242-nucleotide messenger RNA. RefSeq lists its product as uncharacterized. The record is from RefSeq and is a predicted model, not a curated record. Lineage: Eukaryota; Fungi; Glomeromycota; Glomeromycetes; Glomerales; Glomeraceae. Gene Ontology annotation, molecular function: protein binding.
AUGAAGGAUGUGCAACUAAAUGUAUAUCAAAAUCCUUUGUUCAUAUACGGACAGGAAUAUAUACCAGGAUCUCGAAUAAAGCAUACAGCAGUUUUCGUUAAACCUGAACUUAAAAUAUAUUAUAUAGGAGGAAAUAAUCCUGACAAUUUAAAACAAAAUCCUGAAAGUGACAUCUUUUAUCUUGAUAUUAUUAAUACUACUAAAAAUUUUUUCUCAUCAUGGGUAAAUUUAAAAAGUCAAGGAGUAAAAUUACCUCAUACUUUCUCUCAUACUGCUAAUAUUGGAGGCGCUAAUCAAGAUUCAGUAUAUAUUAUAGGAGGUGCACAUUGGAAUGAAAAUAAUACUAAUUUUUUAUAUAGAUUUGAUACUAAAACAAAUGAAUUAAGUGUACCAGUAAUUGAAGGAAAAGCUCCACAAUCACGUAUAGAAAUGAAUUCUGUUAGUAAUGAAGGAAAAAUUUAUAUAUUUGGUGGACGAACGUAUACUUUGAACGAGUCAGUUUCAAUUUAUGUUAAUCAAUUUGAUAUAUUGGAUACUAUUAAUUUGAAUUGGCAAGUUGGUAGUUUAGUUAACUCUCCUGUUGCAUUAUCCGGUUAUACGGCAACAUUAGUUAAUGGAAUUAUUUAUUAUAUUGGAGGUAGAUCACAACAAUAUGUUUUUUCUCCAAUGACUGAGAUUUUUACAUAUGACAUUAUCGGUAAUAAAUGGUCUUUAAAGAAAGCUACAACUGCGGAUAUAGAAACUAUGCCAGGAUCUAGAACUGGACAUUCAGCUGUCUCGUUUGAUGGCAAAAUUUUUGUAUAUGGAGGAUCGUACUUUAACGGUGAUACAUCAUAUGAUAUGCCAGCUAAAAAGACAUUCGUUAUGUUAGAUACAGUUAAUUUAGUAUGGUCAAUACCCCCACUUAAUGAUACAAAUGUACCAGAACUUGCCUAUCAUACUGCUACGUUAUUAGCAGAUACAUCUGCUAUGAUACUCACUUUUGGAAAUCUUAUGAGCGUACCAAUUAAAAGUGACAAUUUAAUUUAUUUAUUUUAUUUAGAUGAUCCUAAUUUUAGAUGGUAUAAAAUAACACCACCACCAAUUUUAUUGCCAAAACCAUCGGAUACUUCUAGUACACCAACUUCGACAGAGACAUCCUCACCAGAUAAAUUGGUGAUUGUUAGUGUAUCAGUUGGAUUAGUUGCGGUUGUUUUAACAAUAUGUGUAGUAUAUUAUAGGUACAAAAAGGGAAAAAGUUAG